Lucilia cuprina (Australian sheep blowfly) is the source of this 1155-nucleotide messenger RNA. RefSeq names its product DNA repair protein RAD51 homolog 4 (gene Rad51D). Gene Ontology annotation, molecular function: four-way junction DNA binding; single-stranded DNA binding; ATP-dependent activity, acting on DNA. Bases 17 to 1153 code for a protein of 378 amino acids. Gene Ontology annotation, biological process: telomere maintenance; double-strand break repair via homologous recombination; reciprocal meiotic recombination. The transcript has 2 exons. NCBI's taxonomy places the organism in Eukaryota, Metazoa, Arthropoda, Insecta, Diptera, Calliphoridae. The record is from RefSeq and is a predicted model, not a curated record. Gene Ontology annotation, cellular component: Rad51B-Rad51C-Rad51D-XRCC2 complex; centrosome; replication fork.
AAAUAAAAUUAAAAAUAUGUUUAAAUUACACAGUUUACCAAACACUGAGCUGUCCGAUUAUUGUUUAAAUAUAUUAGAAAAACAUGGCAUUAUACGGGUGCGUGAAUUUAUACACGAAAAACCGGAAAAACUUAUGAAAAUAUUAAAUUUAAAUCUGGAGCAAGUUUUAAAGAUAAAAAAGGAAUUUCGUGCGCUCUAUGGCCCCAAACGCAUUAUUGUUGAACCUCCAGAACAAGAAACUCAAGAUGAAGAAGAAAAUUUAGUACACGAAAUACGUAUUUAUGAUCCCAAGAAGAAAGUUUAUGGCUCACAUAUUAAUGCUUUGGACAAUAUGCUGGCUCCCUGUCUACUACUUAAUAAUUGUUCUUUUUGGGAAAUCUGUGGUCCUACUGGUGUGGGCAAAACACAAUUGGCUUUGACUUUAAUAUUAAAUUUUGUCAUAAAUCAGGUGGCUCCAGCUUUGUACAUAGACACCAAAUUAGAUUUUUCCGCCAGUCGUAUAAAAGACAUGCUUAAGGCUCGAGAAAUCGAACCAGAACUCUAUGCCGGCAUUAUGUCUUAUAUCAAAGUGGAACGUGUGCUAUCCGCUCAAGGUGUUGUCGAAAUGCUGGCAGAAUUACAUAAACAAAUAGAGUUAGGAAAUUUAGAUGCAAGCGCUAUUAAGUUGAUAGUAAUAGAUUCUUUGCCGGCUGUUUGGUUUCUUCUCAAAGCCGAAAGCAAUCGUUUAGCCGGUAAAUGGCUGUUGUCCCGGCUAAGUCAAAACAUCAAUCGUUUAGUGCGUCAGCAUUAUAUAAGCGUAAUAUGUAUAAAUCUAUCUCUAUUGCCCUCCACUCCAGAAGAAAAUGAAACAAAACCCACUACUUCUCUCGCUGCCGCUCUCAAUGAUCAAGAUAUUUCCGAUAUUAUUGCUGCAGAUGAUAUGGAGUUGGUUAAUGAUAAAACAUCUUCGCUGUCUUCCUCUGACUAUCGUCCUGUUUUAGGCCUUUGUUGGUUAACUAAACCUCAUUUACGUUUAUCACUUGAAUUUCCCCCCUCCGACGAUGUUAGUUAUAAACUAGAUCCCUCUUUGCGUAUAAUUAAGUUAAUAAAAUCUACUUGGUCUCCCAGUGAUCUAAGCUGUUCAGUGAGCUUACAGCCGGAGGGUGUUAUCUAAAA